AUGCCGCGAGCGGCUCCAACAAAAAUAGCCUGUGGAUUAUGCCAUGAGCGAAGAGUGAAAUGCGACCGAACCAGUUAUUCCCCUUGUACGCAGUGCCAGAUUGCACGGAUUCCUUGUGAACUCAUCGCCUCGCGUCGCGGAAGACACCGAAAGCUGCCACUUCCAGAUGUUCCCCGACCAGCGCCUUCCUCCCAGUUUAUCACAGCCAGUCAAGCGACCGAGGCAUGCGCGACAAAUGCGGUCGCGCGGAGUGAGGAGGAAAGUCAACACAAGCAAACUGAAAUACCAUCUCUGCUACCGACAAGAGUUGGAGAGAAAAUCCCGUACAUGGUUGAUUCGUCAAACAUAAACUACCUUAUUCGAGAAUUUGGUCACCCUUCACGACUUCUCACGGAUGCAGGCUCCCAGUCGAUAGAAGAGUAUCUUCACGAGGCAUUGACGGGACGAUUAGACCAGACUACAGUCCACAGUAUUAAAAGUCGGCGAUUUGGGCUAAUUGAUCGGCUUAGAGAUCAGGGGGCAUUUGAUGUACCGGCCGAAGGGAUCAGAGCUGCAUUGCUCGAGACAUUUUUCCAGACAUCCUUUUCUUACUUCCCAAUCUUAGAUCGGUCAGAUUUCACGAAGAGGGCCAACGAAGGCCCAGCAUCUCAUUUGCUGUUGAAUGCAAUCUUUAUGGUUGCAACAAUAUAUUGUGCUGACUCUCUUGUCACCGAAGCUGGCUUUGAUUCUCGUUUCACUGCAAGUCUCACCUUUUAUCACCGAGCAAAAGAUAUUUAUGAUGCAGGCUAUGAAACUGAUGUGAUCACGGUCAUACAAUCUACGUUCCUUCUGUCUCAUUGGUGGAGUGGCCCGCUUGAACAGAAAGACCCCUGGUACUGGCUAGGUAUCGCAAUCAGUCGACUAAUUUAUUAUAGCAAAAAGUACGCCUGCCUCCACUCUCGUGACAGGAAAGUCUGGAGAAGGUUAUGGUGGAUCAUCUACGUGUGUUCAAAAAUUCAGCAUGAACAGAUCUCCAACUGA
Molecule: messenger RNA, 1020 nt
Organism: Penicillium chermesinum
Lineage: Eukaryota; Fungi; Ascomycota; Eurotiomycetes; Eurotiales; Aspergillaceae
Product: fungal specific transcription factor domain-containing protein
Exons: 3
Coding region: 1-1020 (339 amino acids)
Biological process (GO): regulation of DNA-templated transcription; DNA-templated transcription
Molecular function (GO): DNA-binding transcription factor activity, RNA polymerase II-specific; zinc ion binding; DNA binding
Source: RefSeq, a predicted model, not a curated record